AUGGAGGGCUCAUCGUCUCUACUGUCACUAUUACUACCACUACUGCUACUGCUACUUCUUCCACUCCCCUCAAAUACCCAGUUCCUAGAUCUCCUCCACCCACUCUGUUUCCAAACCGCCGGGACCUACACCGCCGGCAGCACAUUCCGGCGGAACCUCGACUCCGCCCUCUCCUCAAUCGUCUCGGACACCGAAAUCGACAACGGGUUCUACAAGGUCUCCGCCGGGUUCGGCCCAGAUCGGAUCGUGGCAAUCGGGCUCUGCCUCGGAGACCUCGACCCGCCGAAUUGCCGAUCCUGCAUCAGCCGCUCCGCGAGCAGGAUCGUGCAAUCCUGCCCGAAUCAGAAGGAAGCAAUCUUGUACUACGAUUUCUGUAUGCUGCGCUACUCCAGCCCAUCACUUCGCAGCAACUCCGACCGCCCAGAAUCCGCUCCGAUUCCGCCGCCGGCCGGAGCGGGAUUCGCAGGGCCAUUUAUGGACCCGAGAUUGGCGGAUCUUUUGACCCGGAUCCGGAAGGAAGCCGCUGGAGGCGGCACGUGGAUGAAGUACGCUACUGGAGUUGCCGAGUUGGGAAGGUCCAAAACGGCAUACGGACUCGCUCAGUGUAUACCCGAGUUGUCGGGCCCGGACUGCGAUUCCUGCCUGGACCACCUGACGUGGACGGUUCCUGGCGCGGGGGAAAUCGGGCGCGUGGCGGUGAGCCUGGGCUGCUGGCUGUGGUACGGGAUGCUCGAGCUCGACGGACCCGAAGGGUCUUGUUCGGGUUCAAAACUCGGUACCGAAAUCGCUAGCUACGGUGACGAACUCGACGGUUUACUAGACUCGCUAGUAGAGAAAGCGUCACAUGCAAAUUUUUUCUCUACGGGAACAUCCCCUGGCGGCAAUGUACACGCGCUCUACCUCUGCCGCGGAGACGUCGUCUCUGGCGAGGAGUGCAGGAGCUGCGUGGCUGAUGCGGCGCACGAUAUGCGAUUAAGGUGUCCUUCGAAUCGAUCUGCUGUCAUCUUGCGGGAGAAGUGCUUGGUGAGAUACUCCGAUCGGUUGUUCUUCGGGGUUUUGGAGAUGGAACCGAGGGUAACUCGAGGCGAUGGUGAAGAGAAUAGUAGUAGCAGUACUACUGCUCCAACCCCGACUACUUCACCAAGUGGAUCGAACAACAAUAGCUGCAAGGCAGUCAUGGCAUUGGUCCACGAACUGGCAGGUUAUGUCCCCUACACGGCUAUGAUGUACGGGACAAAUUCCUCGGUGACAGAUAACCAGUCAAACUAUGCGAUGGCACAAUGUACGAGGGAUCUCAAUUCCACGUAUUGCGAGGUGUGUUUGAAUCAACUGAUCAUAAUCGCCUCGGGAUGCUGCCUGAAGUACAGCAGCGGGUGGCGGGUUCAGACGCCGAGCUGUAGCUUGUGGUACAAGCAAACUUUGUUCUACAAUCCUGCGGCGCCUGAUACUGACUAUAGUCAUAGUCAUGAUACUAGUGGUAGUUCCUUGAAGGUGUCGAUGGCUGUCGUAGGAGGAGCCGCACUUGCUGCUGUUGUCUUAGCCGUGACAUGUUUUCGGUGUUAUGUACUGUUUUCGUGUAAACGAAGACUUACAGGAAUCCUGAACAGGGAAGGAAUCCAAGUAACAGAACAUGAAAGCAACACCACAGAGAUGCAAUUCUACACUCUAGCUGCUGUUCAAGCUGCGACUAAUAACUUCUCCGACGGGAAUAAGCUUGGUGAAGGAGGUUUCGGACCUGUUUACAGGGGGAGGUUGCCGAGUGGAGAAGAGAUCGCGGUUAAGAGACUGUCGAUGACAUCGAAACAAGGGCUAGAAGAGUUCAGGAAUGAAGUGAUGGUGAUUCUGAAGCUUCAGCACAAGAACCUUGUCAGGUUGUUGGGUUGCUGCUUGGAGAGAGGGGAGAAGCUGCUAGUCUAUGAGUAUCUUGCCAAUACCAGUCUUGAUGUUUUCCUAUUUGAUGCUAGGAAGUGCAAGGAACUUGACUGGGAGAAGAGAGCAAACAUCAUAACAGGAACCGCCAGGGGACUCGUGUAUCUACACGAAGACUCGAGGUUGAAGAUCGUCCACCGCGAUCUGAAAGCGAGCAAUGUCCUGCUGGAUGAUGAGAUGAACCCCAAGAUCUCGGAUUUCGGAACUGCAAGGAUUUUCGGAAUGGACCAGCACGAGGCCAGCACGGACAGAGUCGUCGGAACAUAUGGAUACAUGGCGCCGGAAUACGCACUGGGAGGAGUGAUUUCGACGAAAUCGGACGUUUACAGCUUCGGAAUCCUGAUGCUGGAAAUCAUAAGCGGGAAAAAGAACAGGGGACCCUUCAAUCAAGAACAAGCCACUAGCCUUCUGUCACUAGCGUGGGAGAAGUGGAGCGAAGGCAGAGGAGACAAGCUGAUAGACCAAACCAUCGUCGACGGCUGCUCCACCAGCGACGCGUUGAGGUGGAUCCAUGUCGGGUUGCUUUGCACCCAAGAUGACCCGGCGGAACGACCCGACAUGUCGAAGGUCGUCCUGAUGCUUGGGAGCACGGCGGUGUGCCUGCCCCAGCCGCUGAAACCACCGUUCUCACUCGGGAACUUCUCGUCGGUUGGCGGCGGCGGCGACGACGGUGACGAUGAUCAGUCUUCCUCGUCGAGGGAAGGGACUGUGUAUUCUUCUCCAGUGUCGACGUAUCAAUCUGUAGUUAACUGUAGUCAUUCUGCGUAGAUAAAUGUUAGAAGUUAGAACUAAUUUAUUCUUUUUGUUAUAGUUUGGUAUGUUUCGGUUAGUUCAUAGCUGAUGAUGA
Molecule: messenger RNA, 2776 nt
Organism: Linum tenue
Lineage: Eukaryota; Viridiplantae; Streptophyta; Magnoliopsida; Malpighiales; Linaceae
Source: the annotation of a GenBank genome assembly